AUGAGCAAUAACGAUAAAAAUACAAUCGAUAAAGAAACUGCACGUAUCAAACAAUUACUACAAGAUCAAGAAAGAGAAAUCAAAGAUGAGAAAGAUAAAUACGAACAGUUGCUCACUUUAUUUGAUAAUGUGAAAACUAAUGUAUCUAAUGCUAUAAAAAAUAAUCUACCUGAUAUCUUGAAGAAGGUACUUGCAGAUGCUAAUAUCGAUGAAGAUGUGAAAAAAACUGUAACUGAUAAAUCUGAAGAAGUAAUCAAUAAAUUAAAUGAAAAGGUUAAAGGUGUUGGAGUAGAAGAAGAAACAAAUGUAUUAAAAAAUAUUCAAAGAAAAAAACCUACAAAUACAUAA
This is a messenger RNA of Scutellospora calospora, 348 nucleotides long. NCBI's taxonomy places the organism in Eukaryota, Fungi, Glomeromycota, Glomeromycetes, Diversisporales, Gigasporaceae. The record is from the annotation of a GenBank genome assembly.